UGUAGCCCCAUUGCGCAAAACGAGUCUCUGCAAGAGAUCAAUUUUCUCAUUCGCCGCUGCUCAUGAAGAACCGAUUUCAGACAUCAAAGGGGAGUACAGGAACGAUGAUCAUGAAAAGGCUGCUGAUGAAUUACAAGAAGCAUGGAGACGUGCUCUUGAUUUGUUCAAUGAACAAGCCAUAAAGAUGAAAAGCAUUUCAAAAGAAGCAUAUGAUGUGUACUCUACUAAAGCUGCUGUUAUUCUGGAAGAGACUUCUGAGAAACUGAAGAUUCAAGCUGAGAAGGCAAGGCAUGAUUUAAGUGUGACCGCAAAGGAAAUCAGCGAGGGAAGUAAAGAAUAUUUAGCCAUUGCUGCUGAGAAAUCUCCCGAACCAGUAAAGGACAUUAUGGAAACAUUUGCUUCCUCAACUGACGAAUUGAAUGACAUAUCCAAUGUGCUAGACUUUUACCUUGGAAUUCCAUACGGCGCUCUUCUCUCUGUUGGUGGCUUUAUGUUAUUCAUGCUAACUGGUAGUAUCCCUGCCAUUAGGUUUGGACUUAUUCUUGGUGGGGCCCUUUUGGCUUUUAGCAUCUCUAGUCUAAGAUCAUGGAGGAAAGGAGAGUCAGCUUCUCUAGCCUUAAAAGGGCAGUCAGGAAUUGCUACCAUCUUAUUUCUCAGACAGUUCAGAUUGCUGCUUCAGAGAUCAAGCAUUGGAAACUUUUUUAUGUUCCUUAUCAGUGGUUCAAUGGCAGCAUUCUUUGCUUACAGAAUUAUAAGAGGUGGUGAGCACACCAAGGGUUUGGCGGAAAGUCAGUGAGAUGAAUGUAAGUAGUUGCUGGUCCUAAGUUGUAGAGCAGAGUGUGCGCUGUGUGCAAAUGUUCUCAAGCAAUGACCAAAAUCUUAAACAUCAGUUAUUUCCCAUCACCCAAGAAAGGAAUCAGUGUGCUGCUGCUUUGCGUCAAGGUUCCAAUGGAUGCAAACAUUGGUUCAUGACGCAAGUCUGUCCAUUAGGAAAACUCCCCCACCAUGAAAUUUUGAGUCAGAAGUGGCAUGUGUAGCACACAUGUGCUCUCUUGAAAAUGUGAUAUUAGAAUUGGUCAAUAUUUUCACCGUGCAGGCAAGUUUAGCAGGGAUGUUACUUGUUAGUAUACUUGAAUGUUUGUAUUUCGUAAUGAUUUUGGUUUUUGAAGAAUGCUUUUUGAGUUUUUCAGAAAUUCAAGCUUUUAUGUUGUUUUUCA
Cuscuta europaea is the source of this 1217-nucleotide messenger RNA. The record is from the annotation of a GenBank genome assembly. Lineage: Eukaryota; Viridiplantae; Streptophyta; Magnoliopsida; Solanales; Convolvulaceae.